Hirsutella rhossiliensis is the source of this 2199-nucleotide messenger RNA. RefSeq names its product calcium-activated chloride channel domain-containing protein. The record is from RefSeq and is a predicted model, not a curated record. The transcript has 8 exons. Gene Ontology annotation, cellular component: cortical endoplasmic reticulum. Gene Ontology annotation, molecular function: chloride channel activity. Gene Ontology annotation, biological process: chloride transmembrane transport. The coding region runs from base 1 to 2199 and encodes 732 amino acids. NCBI's taxonomy places the organism in Eukaryota, Fungi, Ascomycota, Sordariomycetes, Hypocreales, Ophiocordycipitaceae.
AUGACGAGCCUGAGCGGCCGCUCCGGCGAUGGCCGUGACCAGCGCAACCUGGGCGUCGAUUAUGUCAUCCACUUCAAGGUGCCGCCAAAGGAGAGAGCCGAGGCCGAGGCCGGCUUCGUCCGGCUCGUCCAGGCCCUGACCAACGUCGGCCUUACCACCGAAGUCCGCAACGGCGACAACGACUCACUGCUCAUCUUUGUCAAAAUCGCCUCCCAGGACCUCCUCAGCCAGCAAAUCUACCGAGCCCGUCUGCAGGACUGGCUCCACGGCGUUCGCAUCUCAGGCCCCGAGACGGAGGCCUCUCGCGCCUUCAAAGACGAGCCCGUCACCGAGGCCGAGCGCCUGCGCCUUGUCCACGACCUCAUCACCCGGCCCAUCAACGAGGGUGGCGCGGGCGUCGGCGAGGCAAGCCAAGGGAGCAAGUAUGUCGCGUCCGUCUUCCCGCUCCAUGACCAGCCCUUCAACAAGGCUUGGAUACAAAAGUGGAGCAAAAAGUAUAUCCUCGAGCAAGCAGACAUCGAUGAGAUCCGCAACAAGUUUGGGGAAAAGGUCGCCUUCUACUUUGCCUUUCUACGCAGUUACCUGCGCUUCCUCAUCUUUCCCUCUGCCUUGGGGUUCGCUGCUUGGCUGCUCCUCGGCCAGUUCUCCUACUUCUACGCCCUCGGCUGCGGUCUCUGGUCCGUCGUCUUCUUCGAGUACUGGAAGCAGAGAGAGGUCGACUUGGCUAUUCAGUGGGGCGUCCGCGGCGUCUCUUCCAUCGAACAUCAGCGCCCAGAAUUUAAAUGGGAAUUUGAGGCGGAAGAUGCGGUGACGGGAGAGCCCAGGAAGAUAUACCCCUUCGCCAAAAGGUUACAGACGCAGCUGCUCCAGAUUCCUUUUGCUUUUGCCUGCGUCCUGGUCCUAGGGGGGCUCGUCGUUCUAUGCAACUCUCUCGAGAUAUUCAUCAACGAGGUAUACGACGGCCCCUUUAAGCAGUAUUUGGCAUUCUUGCCCACCGUUCUGUUGGUCAUCUUUACGCCCGCAUUUUCCAGCGUCCUAAUGGGCGCGGCCAACGUAUUGACCGAGAGAGAAAACUAUGAGACUACCGACGCCCACAACGCUGCUCUCAUCCAGAAGCAGUUUGUCCUCAACUUCAUGACCUCUUACAUGGCUCUCCUGUUUACGGCAUUUGUCUACAUCCCCUUUGGCGAGAUGCUCGUUCCGCUGCUCGAGUUUUGGAAGAAGACGGCCCAGGCGGUGACAUUCAGCGACAAGUCCCUCCCGACACAGCACUUCCAGAUCAACCCCCAGCGCAUCAGCAGCCAGAUGUUUUACUUCACCGUUACCGCCCAGAUUGUCAAUUUUGCCACCGAGGUCAUUGUGCCAUAUGUGACCCAUAAGGCGGUUGUCAAGGCCAAGCAGUUUCACUCCAAGGGGACCGCCCAUGCGCAGGACCACGCCGAGGAAGCCGAGUUCUUGGAGCGAGUCCGAAACGAGUGCGAGCUUGAGGCCUACGACGUGACCGGGGACUACCGAGAGAUGGUCAUGCAGUACGGUUAUCUUUCGCUCUUCUCCGUGGCAUGGCCGUUGGCGGCCAGCUGCUUUUUCAUCAACAACUGGGUCGAGCUGCGCUCCGACGCCUUGAAGAUUGCCAUCAGCUGCAAGCGUCCCAUCCCGUGGCGAUCGGACUCCAUCGGGACCUGGCUCACGGCGCUCGGUUUUCUCUCGUGGCUCGGCAGCAUCACCAGCAGCGCCAUUGUAUACCUUUGCAGCAACACCCGAAACGGCUCCGGCGGGGCGGCGUCUCGGCUCACAGCGUGGGGAGGUCUCCUCAGCGUCCUCCUGGCCGAGCACUUUUAUCUGCUCGUCCAGCUGGCGGUGCGGUAUGUCAUGAAGAAGCUGGAGAGCCCGGGCCUGCAGCAGGAGCGCAAGGAGCGAUACUUAAUGAAGAAGAGGCUGCUACAGGAAAACCUGGGCAAAUACGGACUGGAGCGUUCUUGGGCGCCUGGGGUCGAGACUACGGACAAGAUUACGAGAGAGACGCUCGAGGAGGAAGCGCGUCAGUCCUCGAUCCGACGACAGGGAACGCCGGAGGAGAUGUUUUGGCAGCGCCAACGGGGCAUGGAUGACACAAUACUUAUUGGGCGAAAGCUGAUUGAGCAGGGUGCCGCCGACGACAAGACGAAUUGGGGCAAGCCGUCGCCGAGUCCCAGGGCAUGA